Messenger RNA from Daphnia magna, 2731 nucleotides. Its product is annotated as probable glutamate receptor. Gene Ontology annotation, molecular function: glutamate-gated receptor activity. Gene Ontology annotation, cellular component: membrane. Bases 376 to 2229 code for a protein of 617 amino acids. Lineage: Eukaryota; Metazoa; Arthropoda; Branchiopoda; Diplostraca; Daphniidae. The record is from RefSeq and is a predicted model, not a curated record. The transcript has 14 exons.
UUAAAUUUAUUUCACCCGACGUGGUGUUGACUGAUAGCUGGAACCAACACAAUCAUUUCACUGGCAUGUUAAUGGAAGAAGACAUUUACCAGACCUUGUAAAUUGUCAUUUGGGCCCAAACAGUCGGAUUCCAGUUGAAUGCUUUGGAAUACAGAGCUGAAAUUUAUUGCGUGUCUUGCUUGUGAAGAUUCAAAUCAAGUAUUUAAUGGUGCGAAUGUCGACUAGAUCCACUGCACUUGCGCAUUGCUGGUGGAUAUCUAGUUGAAUUUCUCAGGGAAAUGGCAUUAGACGGUCCGGAGUCGUUCACGUUUCCUGGUCUCUUCAUAUUUACUAAACCUUUCCAGAACCCAAUUUUUAUUAUUUAGGUUCUGGAAAAUGCGUUUCUUUUGCAACUGUUUAUUACGGAACAUGUUCCAUUUAUUCGUGAGUCACGUGAUCGAAACUCGCUGCACUGGAAUCGCUGUCAUUCACGAUGCGCUUCAACAGACUAGUGACAUCGAUUUUUGGUUGACGACCAUCUUCAACAAUGUUAAAAACAUUUCUUGUCCAACGUUAUUCGAUUUCAAGAUGUUUCCAGUGAAGUCUGAAGUGUUUGUUAACGUCAGUUCGUUGCCCAAAGGUGACAGCGAAUUUAAAGGCUUCAUUUUUUUCACGACUCGCUGUCAAAUGAGUGACGAUAUGGAGUUAAACAUAAACCAUGGAGUGCCAUCACUGCGGGUGGACUUUGUACCGUGUCCUCCACCUGCAAUACCUGGACUGAUCGAACGGUUGCCAUUUCAUCAUUUGAAUGAAAACAAUCGAUAUGUGUGCAGCAUUUAUGCAGUCUUCAAAUGGCUGGAACAGCGAAUUUGUUCGCUGUCACUGGACAACGUCACACAAAACUUACUGUCGCACAAUGAAUUGCCUUUUAAUGUGAGCCAAGAUUUUGAAUAUUGCGGAGACAUGAUAAACAUUCGAUUGGAAAAUGAUCCUAGUCAACUCUAUGGCAGAAAAUUGAGAUUGUCAUCACUAGAACGUUUUUGGGGUACACAGCCAUCGCCGUACAUGUCCGUGGAACGAGAUUCGAAUGGGACAAUCACCGGUUACAAAGGAUACCUUUUCGAAAUCAUUCACGCAAUACAGCCACUCUACAACUACACGUACCAAGUUGAUUUUCCUAGCAAGGGUAAGUACGGCAAAGAAUUAGCCAAUGGCAGCUGGGAUGGAAUGAUUGGAAUGAUCCUUGACCAGAGGGCUGAUAUUGGUGUAGGAGCCUUUUCAAUCAUUCACUCCCGAUAUCAAGUGGUUGAUUUUACCGUGGGAUUUUAUCAGGAAUCGUCCAGUAUCCUGAUCCCAUCACCGAUUGAAAACCAUCAGUUAUUAGCAUGUACAAAGCCUUUUCGUUUAGAGGUGUGGCUUAGUUUGAUUUUAUUCGUGAUCAUUCUACCUGGAAUCCUGUGGCGACAUUUUGAAUUCAAUCACCGUUGUGGAGAAAAAUGUCCACAGUUAGCGAAGCAAUAUUUUUUCGUUCUCGGGGUCCUCGUUGGCCAGUCUGGACAAAAAUUGUCUUCGGUGGGAUUCUCUCCUCGUUUCCUCGGAGCUGUUUGGUGUUUGGCCACUGUCGUAUUCGCGAGCGCUUACGUUGGCAUUCUCAUGUCAUUUUUACGAUUUCCUAAGUUAUCGCCAGUUAUCACCAAACUGGAACAACUGCCAGCGUCCCAUCUGAAAUGGGCUGUGUUACGUGGAACAGCUUUGGAUCAUCUAUUUACCGAAGCCACCACUGGAGUUUACAAGACAAUCGGAGAGGAAUUGAUCAAAAAUCAUAGAGGAACUUUAAUUGACGUUCACGACGACUUUAUCAAACGUGUCAUUCACGAAAACUACGUUUACAUUGGGCCAAAGUCGAAUCUCGAGUAUGCCCUACAUGAGGAUUACAUUCAAUCGGGCAUCUGUCGUCUUAGCAUUAUUAAACAAGAUUUCUUUAAAGUUAAUGUGGCAUUCGCUUUACCCAAAGGCAGUCCAUUGAAACCACUACUAGACAAAAAGAUUUUGCAGAUGAUGGAAGCCGGUCUAGGAAUUUACUGGAAGAAAAUGUAUUGGCCUCCAUCGAAAGGCAAGUGUGACACCUUCCGGCCAUUGGAUGUUGGACCUAAAAGUCUUCAACUAAUAGAUUUACAAGGGACAUUUCUUAUUUUAUUUAUUGGAUAUGCGUUGGCUAUCGCCUCCUUUUUAGCCGAGCGAACUUGUUAGUCUAAUUACUACGAUUUUGGCGUGUAGUAGUUAAUUUGGAACACGAGUUAAACCAAUCAGUAAAAGAAAACACUGACAAAUUGGCCUGAUUAAAUCAAAAGAGUACAUCAUCGACCUUGAUCUGAAAUGAUAUUGUGCGUCAUCUUCAUCCGGUUCCAUUUCAGUUGAGAAAUGUCGGAAAGAACAUGUCAAACGUGUCGACCAUCACAGAUAUCAUUUGCGUACAGUGUUUCACACCAGUGAUGGGCCAGUCACUGGAGCCAAUGUUCCAAACAACUAUAUGACGCGAUCUUUUACGAAAUUUGAACUCUUUCUUUAAUUUCUUGAUAAAUUACAAUCAACGCUGGGUCAAACAGAUCAACAACAAGUCGCUGCGCGUGUGAAUGAAAUCAGAGUUUAAUGUUCCCUGGAACUCGGUCUUCAUAGAGCCCCGCCCCCGUCAAACUGCAAGUUUCAAUGACGAUCGGGAUAUGUUACAAAUAAAAAUAGGGUUGACUGAUAA